AUUAUUUCCCAAUAACAAUUUACUAAAUGUAAAUCUCAUCACAUGAAACACAAUUCAUAAAUCAGAAGUUUCUGUGACCAAUAAUUAGUGAUGAAUUAGUCAUGAGGCCAGAUGAGGUUCCAGAAUCAGUACCCUGGACCCUGGCCUGAUAAGCCGAAUUAUUACCAACAUUCACGUCAAUCGUGCUAUUAAUUUGCCCUUCAUUGCAAAAACCGUUCAGCGCAAGGAAAAAGCGCUGUAUAAGUUACGAAGAGCGCGUUUGCAUUUUAUUUGUUUAGAACGCGGUCAAACAUUCUACGCGAGUCACAAUGUUGGCGAUUCCAUGUCCGUCUAUGGAUGCUGAGGAGGCGAAGUAUUUUACUAAAAUGAGCAGCGUAUGGUGGGACACAAAAGGGCCUUAUAGAACACAGUUCUUCUUCGACUCGAUGAUAGUACCGUUUAUUAUAGAACAAAUUGUAAAUAAUCGAAAGUCCCGAGACGAACACUUAUCCGAUGAUCAACCACUGAAUGGAUUGAAGAUUUUGGAAAUAGGAUGUGGAGGUGGAAUUGUAACUGAAAAAAUGUCGAGGAAAGGUGGAGACAUCACUGGAAUAGACGUCAAUCUGGCAAUUAUAAACGUUGCAAAAAAUCACUUGAAACUUGACCCAUCAAUUACCAACGUGGAGUACCGGUUGCAAUCCGUAGAGGAACACUGCCUUGACAAUUUCGAAAAGUACGACGUGAUUAUUUUAAACACUGUCUUGCAACACAUCGUUGAUAAAGAACCAUUUUUACAAUGCUGCAUCAAGUGCUUAAAACCUGGAGGCUCGGCUUUCAUAGGUGGCAUGAGUCAGACUUGGGUGGGUUGGUUUGCCGGUAUCUUUUUGGCUGAGUUACUAGGCAUUUUACCGCGGGGCACUAGUGACUGGAACAAAUUUAUCACUUUAGAGGGAAUCGGAAGAAUGGUGGAGAAGUUUAAAUGCAGAUUUGUGGAUUCCCGUGGAAUGUUCUACAAUGUACUGACUGGCAACUUUUUUUAUCUUAAGAGUACUUCAGUGACCUUUAUAGGACAUUUUCGAAAGGACAUUUAGAUUUUUUACCAAAGAUUUCACCCGUCAUUUUCCUAUAUACCGUGAUCAGUUACAGUCAAAAGUAAUGUACUUAAACAACAUCAAGGUAAAUUGCCACGCAGCUUGUACAUAAUAAAAAAU
Molecule: messenger RNA, 1190 nt
Organism: Photinus pyralis (common eastern firefly)
Lineage: Eukaryota; Metazoa; Arthropoda; Insecta; Coleoptera; Lampyridae
Product: ubiquinone biosynthesis O-methyltransferase, mitochondrial-like
Exons: 3
Coding region: 309-1070 (253 amino acids)
Biological process (GO): ubiquinone biosynthetic process
Molecular function (GO): 2-methoxy-6-polyprenyl-1,4-benzoquinol methyltransferase activity
Source: RefSeq, a predicted model, not a curated record